GCGGCAACCCCUAUCUCUCUUUCUAUAAAAAACCUUGUAAUUUCUCGCUCUUCCUUUCAACUCCAAAUUCCAACGGAUAUCCACUUCCUCUUCUUCUCUUCCCAUUUCCCUUCCAAUCUCCUAAUUUCUCUUCAGCUUCUGGGUUCUCCAUUUUCCUUCGUCUUCUGCAUCUGCAUUCCGUAGAUUCAGUUCUCGUCGGAAAAUGGACGUUCGCCGAAGACCCAUUCCUCCCUCCGGCGAUCGCCGACAAACCCAGAAGCUGAAGAACACCGCCACCACCGAUUCGCAGACUCUUCUGCCUCUCUACCUCACCAACGCCCUCUUCUUCGCGGUGUUCUUCUCCGUGGCCUACUUCCUCCUCCACCGCUGGCGCGAGAAGAUCCGCACCGCCACUCCCCUCCACGCCGUCACCCCCGCCGAGACCGCCGCCAUCGUCUCCCUCGUCGCCUCCGCCGUCUAUCUCCUCGGCUUCUUCGGCGUCGCCUCCCGCGCCUCCCUCGACGAGCUCUCCGACGACGAGAUCAUCCUCAAGGAAGACUCCCGCGCCCCGGGCCCGUGCGCCGCGGCGCUGUCGGACUCCUGCUCACUCCCCAACAACAAAAUCCAAGACCAAUUCCCUCUGCCACCCAGGGCUGUCCACAGUUUGGCGAAGGAAAAACAACAUAUUCCUUCGCCACCACAAGUGGACAGUCCUGUCUCUGUCUCAGUCUCGGUCUCUUCCUCCUCGGACGACGAGGACGAGGAGAUCGUGCAAGCCGUAGUGUCGGGCUCCAUCCCGUCCUACUCACUCGAGUCGCGGCUCGGUGACACCCGUCGGGCCGCCACCAUCCGCCACGAGGUGGUGCAGAGACUGACUUCCCGAUCCCUGUCAGGUUUACCUCUGGAAGGUUUCAACUACGACUCGAUAUUGGGGCAGUGCUGCGAGAUGCCGAUAGGGUUCGUGCAGAUCCCCGUGGGAGUAGCGGGGCCAUUAUUGUUGGAUGGAAAAGAAUUCACCGUGCCCAUGGCCACCACUGAAGGGUGUCUGGUUGCGAGCACCAACAGAGGUUGCAAAGCUAUAUACGUCUCCGGUGGGGCCUCCUCGGUGUUGCUUAGGGAUGGUAUGACCAGAGCACCCGUUGUUCGGUUUCCCUCCGCCCAGCGCGCCGCGCAGUUGAAAUUCUUCUUGGAGGAUCCUCUCAACUUCGAUUCUCUUGCUGUCGUUUUCAAUAAGUCAAGCAGAUUUGCCAGGUUGCAGAAUAUUCAGUGUGCUAUUGCGGGCAAGAAUUUGUACAUGAGAUUCCGAUGCAGCACUGGUGAUGCAAUGGGGAUGAACAUGGUGUCAAAAGGUGUUCAAAAUGUCCUUGAUUUUCUUCAGAGUGACUUCCCUGACAUGGAUGUUAUUGGAAUUUCUGGAAAUUUCUGUUCGGACAAGAAAGCUGCAGCCGUGAAUUGGAUUGAAGGGCGUGGCAAGUCUGUGGUGUGUGAGGCCAUAAUUAAGGAGGAUGUGGUGAAGAAGGUGUUGAAGACCAGUGUGGAGGCCAUGGUCAAGCUUAACAUGCUCAAAAACCUUACGGGUUCAGCCAUGGCUGGUGCUCUUGGUGGGUUCAAUGCUCAUGCUAGCAAUAUUGUGUCUGCUAUCUACAUUGCCACUGGUCAGGAUCCUGCCCAGAAUGUGGAGAGUUCUCACUGCAUCACCAUGAUGGAAGCUAUCAAUGAUGGCAAGGACCUUCAUGUUUCCGUGACCAUGCCCUCCAUUGAGGUUGGUACUGUUGGAGGUGGCACACAACUCGCAUCUCAGUCAGCAUGUCUUAAUUUACUUGGUGUCAAGGGUGCCAACAAAGAAUCUCCGGGUGCAAAUUCUAGGCUACUGGCCACCAUUGUAGCCGGUUCAGUCCUCGCCGGGGAGCUAUCGCUCAUGUCUGCUAUUGCAGCUGGACAACUUGUUAAGAGCCACAUGAAAUACAACAGAUCUAGCAGGGAUAUAUCUACAAUUGUCCAAUGAACUGGCCACAGUACACUUAAACUUGUGUCAGAGACUAAUAUUCUAAUAAGCAAACCAUCAGAUAAAGACAUAAAUAACGAGAAAAAAAUUGGUAUUGAUGAUGGUGGGGGUAAAAGAUAAAGUGAUGGUUGGCAUCUUCCAUGGGCAAAUCCAGCUCCCCAGAAGCGUGGGGUUGGUUGGCAUUCAUUGAAUAUCUGCUUCGUGUGAGGCAUUUUCUCUUAUGGAGAUUGUACAGAGGUACUUGAAUUAGAGGGUGGAGGUAAACAGGAGCCACACUUUUGGGAUUAGAGUUUCUCUUUGUUUUCCAAAAAAAAAAAAAAAAAUCAUUUUGUGUUGUGUGUUAUCCUCUUGUUUAAGGCUACUGCUUCAAUAAUGUGGUACUUUAGAGGGCAGUGUUUUUACGUGUUGUAAUCUCCAUCUUGUUGAUUUGUAAUUGUAGCUAGAGAUGUCUCCAAUUAGGAUGUAGAGUUGUUAAUAAUAACAGUCUCUGGUUGCUCAACAUUUUUCCUUCGUCUCUAAUUACGUCUUUUUGGCGGUUGGUA
Glycine soja is the source of this 2526-nucleotide messenger RNA. Its product is annotated as 3-hydroxy-3-methylglutaryl-coenzyme A reductase 1-like. Gene Ontology annotation, molecular function: protein binding; hydroxymethylglutaryl-CoA reductase (NADPH) activity. Gene Ontology annotation, biological process: coenzyme A metabolic process; isoprenoid biosynthetic process; sterol biosynthetic process. The record is from RefSeq and is a predicted model, not a curated record. Gene Ontology annotation, cellular component: peroxisomal membrane; endoplasmic reticulum membrane. The transcript has 4 exons. Bases 203 to 1984 code for a protein of 593 amino acids. Lineage: Eukaryota; Viridiplantae; Streptophyta; Magnoliopsida; Fabales; Fabaceae.